AUGGAUGAGACACAGGUGCCUCUGGCCAUGACUGUACAUCUCCUCGCCAGCUCUGGGCACGGCUCGCUUCUGCAGCAGACUCUGGACCAGCUCCUGGAUUGCAUUUGCCCAGAGGUCCGUCUGUUUCUGGUGUCCGAGCGGGUCCGUCCAGUGAAACACUAUGAAAAGUACCAGCCCAAGCGGUCCCGGUUCCCGGGGAUGUCUGUCUUGCUCUUCCUGCAGGAACGCCUCGGAGAGGAGCGGCUAUUUCGUGUCCUGGGCUCCCUACAGCAUUCACCCUGGCAGUGCUACCCCACCCAGGCUGCGCAGGGGAGGCCGUGUCCCCAUCUUCUUGCCAAUCAGGAGUUCUACAGCCUGGACAACCAGAUGCCCGUCUGGGGCGUGAGGCAGGUGCGCGGUGGCACCGAGAUCCUGCGGGUGACACUCUACUGCAGUUUUGAUAACUAUGAGGACGCCAUCAGGCUUUAUGAGAUGAUCCUGCAGACAGAGGCCACCUUGCAAAAGAGUAACUUCUGUUUCUUUGUGCUCUAUGCCACAGAGAGCUUCUCUCUGCAGCUCUCUCUGAAGCAGCUGCCGCUGGGCAUGUCCGUGGACCCAAAAGAGUCUUCGGUGCUGCAGUUCAAGGUUCAGGAGAUCGGCCAGUUAGUGCCUCUUCUACCCAAUCCGUGUGUUCCCAUCAGCAGCACCAGGUGGCAGACACGGGACUACGACGGCAACAAGAUUCUGCUUCAG
Galeopterus variegatus (Sunda flying lemur) is the source of this 732-nucleotide messenger RNA. RefSeq names its product family with sequence similarity 124B (gene FAM124B). Gene Ontology annotation, cellular component: nucleoplasm. The record is from RefSeq and is a predicted model, not a curated record. The annotation marks the transcript as partial. The transcript has a single exon. NCBI's taxonomy places the organism in Eukaryota, Metazoa, Chordata, Mammalia, Dermoptera, Cynocephalidae.